GCUGUCCUCAAGCCAACGACGCAUACAACAACUAUACGUUCCUCAGAGCACUGGCCGAAACCAUGUCAAAGCCGGCGCCUGAACCAUCUGCACAGGAAAUCCAAAGAAAGUUAUCAGUUCAUUCUGUGGCAAAGCCAAGAAAGAUCCCCGCGUUGGCACAAACACACGUCUCGGGAACGGAAUCUGACUCCGACUCUGCGCUAUCUCCAGACUUGCUGUCUACGCAAUCAUUAAGCUCUAGCGGGGUGUUGCUUGGUGGAAGCUCAUCACAACCACCGCUCUCUUCGAUCGCUGAGCGGCGAUCAGGGAGUGGUGAAGAGUCGGACGAGGACGACGAGGACGACGAAGAAGGCUGGAAGGGGGGUGAGAAACAUGGAAAGACGCGAGUUUCGGCAGAUGAAAGUGUCAUCAAGGCAGGGUAUCUAUGGAAGAAGGGUGAACGGCGUAAGACUUGGAAAAAGAGAUGGUUUGUCCUGCGUCCUGCGCAUCUGGCAUACUACAAGACUUCAGCCGAGUAUAAGCUACUCCACCUUCUCGACCUCUCCGACAUACACUCAUGCACGCCCGUCGCACUCAAGAAACACACCAACACUUUCGGGCUUGUCUCUGCGGUGAGGACAUUUUAUCUUCAGGCUGUAAGUGCAGAGGAAGUGCAGCAGUGGGUUCAAGCCAUCCAAGAAGCUCGCGAGUCCCUCAUGGCUACAUCGACGCAAAACUCUUAUGCUACAGCACCCAUACCAAUACCCGGGACACAGGGCAGCUCACAUCCACCUCCCGUGACGCCAUCGCCUCCUUCUCACGUCUCUCAAAAUAUCACUUCCUCGGACUCGGAAGAUGCCUCUCCUAGCGCGGUACGGACUUAUUCUAGUUCUUCGCAGACUCGACCUGUCAUCGCCUCCUCGCCUUCGCGUCCUCAAGGACUGCCGAAGGACGUUACAAAGAUAGUGCUUUCCGGUUACUUGAUGAAGUGCGGCUCGAAGCGUCAUAAUUGGCGCAAGCGGUGGUUCGUACUGAAUGGUGAAAAGCUGGUUUACUCUGGAAGCCAUAUGGACACGAAGCCACACCGGCAGUUCUCAUUUUCAGAGAUUCUUGACGCCCUCGAAUUCGACAUAAAAGCAAACAGGCACGGUGUUAGUGCACCGCCCACGGCAACUUCCUCGAUACCCUCUUCGUCUCCCGAGGUCUCUAGUUCUGGUCAUGGACCCCACACGUUCAAAAUUGUAACGACUAAGCGAACACUUUUACUCUGUGCACCUAGCGAAGAGGAGGAAAUUAAAUGGUUAAGCGCCAUACGGGCGCUGAUUGCUCGACGAACAGGAGCUGGGGUUGUCCCUGGGGAGUCGAGCAGCAACGCCUCGAGGGCGAUGUCAGGAAGCAUUGACGCUGGUCAGGGUAGUGGUGGUGGGGUAGGAUCUGCAGGGAGUGGUGGAUUGCGAAAUAAGGUUAGGAAGUUGAGUGUCAGCGGGACGAGCACGGCAGUGCCCAUACCGGAGGGAAGUCUGGAGAGAUGAUUGAUCUAGAGAUAAACGGCAUCCAAACAGGUCUCCAGAUUCAUUGUAAUUGUACCAGCACUCUCACGUUACUACCCUGGUUCUGUUUCCGGUGCUGUGUAACAUCAUUUCACCCAUCAGCUAUCAGCUUAGUGUGGCUGUUCACUUCGAUUCAUAUCUAGUGUGGAUUGUAUCGUU
This is a messenger RNA of Serpula lacrymans var. lacrymans S7.9, 1688 nucleotides long. RefSeq lists its product as uncharacterized. The record is from RefSeq and is a predicted model, not a curated record. Lineage: Eukaryota; Fungi; Basidiomycota; Agaricomycetes; Boletales; Serpulaceae. The transcript is spliced from 4 exons. The coding region runs from base 63 to 1511 and encodes 482 amino acids.